This is a messenger RNA of Colletotrichum destructivum, 1901 nucleotides long. Its product is annotated as Putative TATA box binding protein associated factor (TAF), histone. The record is from RefSeq and is a predicted model, not a curated record. Gene Ontology annotation, cellular component: SLIK (SAGA-like) complex; SAGA complex; transcription factor TFIID complex. The transcript is spliced from 3 exons. Gene Ontology annotation, biological process: transcription initiation at RNA polymerase II promoter; RNA polymerase II preinitiation complex assembly. Bases 1 to 1644 code for a protein of 547 amino acids. NCBI's taxonomy places the organism in Eukaryota, Fungi, Ascomycota, Sordariomycetes, Glomerellales, Glomerellaceae. Gene Ontology annotation, molecular function: RNA polymerase II general transcription initiation factor activity; transcription coactivator activity; protein heterodimerization activity.
AUGGGAAGAGCCGGGGCCGGGCCGGGAACACUGUCUGAAUCUGCCUCCACCAGCCCGGGCUGCUCGCCCCUGGCUAGCGGCCCCACCGCGCGCGCGCUUGAGCUUCCCCAACUUUCACAUUCCCAUCAGCCUCGUCCGUUCUGCUCCUCCACAAACCACAAACCACAAACACCAACACCAACCUGCGCACGUCGCCCACUUCUGCCGUAUCAGAAAACUCGCUCAACAACAGUGGGGCAAAACAAAACGACAAGCGCGAUGGCGGCACAGGACGCGCCAAAGCUGCUGUGGAACCCAGACAACGUCAAAGACGUCGCCGAGUCGGUCGGCAUCCCCAACCUCCACGACGAUGCCCUGCGCUGCCUGACCCAAGAUGUCGAGUACCGCAUCGGUCAGGUCCUCGUCGAGGCCCUGCGCUUCAUGCGCGCCUCCCGCCGCACCACCCUGACGGUCAAUGACAUCAGCACCGCCCUCAAAGCCCUCAACAUCGAACCGCUCUACGGGUAUGAUUCGACGCGUCCGCUGCGAUAUGGCGAGGCCAGCCUGGGUCCCGGCCAGCCGCUGUUUUACAUUGAGGACGAGGAGGUAGACUUUGAGAAGCUCAUCAACGCUCCUCUGCCCAAAGUGCCGCGUGAUAUGAGCUUCACGGCACACUGGCUCGCCAUCGAAGGUGUCCAACCCUCCAUCCCGCAGAACCCGACGACGGCCGAAUCGCGAAGCCAGGAACUCGUGCCCAAGGGCCCCGGCGCCAACCCUGCCCUCGCCGCCCUCGCCGGCAACGACAGCAUCUCCUUCCGCCCCGCCGUGAAGCAUGUUGUCUCGAAGGAGCUCAUUCUCUACUUCGAAAAGGUCCAGAACGCCAUCCUCGACGACAACCCGGACGAGGAGGUCGUGCGCCUCCGCCACGCCGCCCUAGAGUCCGUCCGCGACGACCCGGGCCUGCACCAGCUGAUCCCCUACUUCAUCAACUUCGUCGCCAACCAGGUCACCCACCGCCUCGACGACGUCUUUACCCUGCGCCAGGCCAUGGAGCUCACUGCCGCCCUCAUCGCCAAUACCAAGCUCUACCUCGACCCCUACGCCAACGCCAUCGCCGCCCCUGUGCUGACGUGCAUCCUCGGCCGCAAGAUUGGCGCCGAGGACGGCGCCGACGCCAUGCGCGAGCAGUACCAACUCCGCGAGUUCUCGGCCUCCCUGCUCGGCCAGAUCGCCCGCAAGUACGCCGCCUCCAACAACUUGCUCCGCCCCAAGCUCGUGCGCACCUGCCUCAAGUUCUUCAUGGACCCGGACAAGCCCCCGGCCACCCACUUUGGCGCCAUCACCGGUGUCGCCUCCGCCGGCGGGCCCGAGGCCGUCCGCGUCCUCGUGCUCAAGUGCCUGCGCGCCUACAACGACAACAUCCUGCAGCCGCUCAGGGACCGCGGCGAGGGCGUCGAGUUCGAGAUGCUUGUCGGCGGCAUCCUCAAGGCCAUCGCCACCAUGAUCGAGGACGAGCGGGUUGCCGUCAACGGCAUCAACGGCACCGCCAACAACUACGCCACCGAGCUCAACGAGUUCAUCGGGCCCAUCCUGGGCGAGCGGCUCAACAGCCUGGGCAACCGGAGGCUGAUCAAGCACGUCCUGGAUGCUAGAAACAUAGAAUAGCAUGGUUCCCUGGUGUUGUGCGCAUACAAGAUUUUCGGGAAGGCGUCAACGGCGUUUGGAUCAGGCAGGGCAAAAAAUUGGGUCCGGGAGGCAUACCAAGAUUAGUUGCGACGCGGUUUAUAGAUGACAUUCAGCAUUCAAAUUGAUUCUCUCAGCAUACAUGCUCAAAUGGGUACCUAGUGUCAUGGUUCAGUCGGGGUCGCAACAUGGAUAAGGUACCCAACAAAGGGGUCGGCAGUCUAGCAAUCUUUACCCAA